Molecule: messenger RNA, 429 nt
Organism: Rotaria socialis
Lineage: Eukaryota; Metazoa; Rotifera; Eurotatoria; Philodinida; Philodinidae
Source: the annotation of a GenBank genome assembly
AUGGAACAAAAACGCAGAAGAACAAUACUUAUUGUCAUUGCAACAAUUAUUGUUAGUAUUCAACAAAAUGAACUCAAUAAAACUAAUCGAGAUAAUGACUUAGAAAUAGCACAAAAGCAGUGUAAACACGAUUUAUACAUUAGUAAUCAGACUCGAGAACAAUACCGUGAAUUAAGUACACUACAGCGACAACAAGAACAAUUUUUAGAUGAUCAACAACGACAGGAAAGUUUAGUUGGCAAUUAUAUACGUGAAAUAUCUGAGUUACUUUUAUCGAUUAGUUUUACAUUAACAAAUAAAAUCCGAGAAAAUAUUAUUCGACCACAAACAUUAGCUGUUUUGAGACAAUUAGAUGGUAAAAUGAAAACGUAUGCUAUUUUAUUUUUAUGUGAAUCUACAUUGUUAAUCGAUGGCAAGCAUUCAGUUUAG